GCCUCCUGAUUCAUUUGCCGUCUGUGGAGACCUGCACACCGUUAUCUUCGCUUGAAAGUAGACCACAGCUAAUAAAGACCAAACAACGUGUAACAUAUUUUGUUAAACGUAAAUAAGAGACUUGCUGCGUAUCACUGAAGAUUAAACAAGGCCGAUUCGCAAACAGGCGCUUAGCUUUGUCCAAUUUCUGUGUUUUUAUUUAAAUAAAAGAAACCAUGAAAACCAAAUUUAUCAACGGCGUUUCUUCAUCCCCCUCCAUGUCGCUGGGACUGCUGGUGACGGAAAAUGCCCUGCACGUCCAGCCCGAUGUCCAGGAGGACUGUAAGGAGCUGAUCCGCCCCGAGGAGCUCGACCCAGACACCAGGCACAAGGCUUACUACUGGUGCCGCGAGUUCCUGCACGGAGCCUGGAAACGGCUGACGGAGGAUAACUUCCAAAUCACCAUCAUAAGGGGUGGUCUGAGCAACAAGCUCUUCCUGUGCAGUCUCCCUGACUGUAUGGACUCUGUUGGGGAUGAGCCAAGGAGCAUCUUGCUGCGCCUUUAUGGGGCGAUUCUGCAGAUGUCCUGUAAUAAGGGGGAAUCCAGACUGUCAAACAAAGAGAAUAACUUCCAAGGGGCUGAGGCCAUGGUGCUGGAAAGUGUGAUGUUCGCUAUUUUAGCCGAGAGAGAACUAGGACCCAAACUGUAUGGGAUCUUUCCACAGGGACGACUGGAGCAGUAUGUCCCGAGUCGUAAGCUGGAAACCUGUGAACUCAGCGCUCCCAGUAUCUCAGCAGAGGUGGCUGAAAAGCUGGCCAAGUUUCACAGGAUGAGGAUGCCAUUCAACAAAGAACCAAAAUGGCUGUUCGGCACCAUGGAAAAAUACCUGAGCCAAGUGAUGAAGCUCAACUUCACCAGAGAGUCCCAGCUGCGUAUCUACAACCGCCUGCUGAGCUACGACCUGCCUCAUGAAAUGGACUCUCUCAUGGCGCUACUGAGCUCCACACUGUCUCCUGUUGUGUUCUGUCAUAACGACUGCCAGGAAGGUAACAUCCUGCUGCUGAACGGUGGUCAGAGCUCUCAACAGAAGCUGAUGCUCAUCGAUUUUGAGUAUAGCAGCUACAAUUACAGAGGCUUUGACAUUGGCAAUCAUUUCUGUGAAUGGAUGUAUGACUACAACUGUGAUGAGUUUCCUUUCUUCAAACUGAACACUCAGGCUUACCCCACCAAAACCCAGCAAAUGUUUUUCAUUGAAAGCUAUCUGCGUGAGUACGAGCAUGAGUUUGAGAACAUGGAUGAACAGGACCAAAUGAGGCUGAAAGAGGAGAUGUUUGUGGAGGUGAACAGGUUUUCUCUGGCGUCACACUUCUUUUGGGGGUUAUGGUCCAUAAUUCAGGCCCGGAUAUCCACCAUCAAAUUUGGAUAUUUAGAAUAUGCCCAGGCGAGAUUUGAAAUGUACUUCCAUCAGAAGAGGUUGCUGGGCCUGUAAACUGCAUGUGUGUUGGUGAAUCACGGCGAAAGGCAAUGGAGCUUCAAGAGGAGGUCACUCGCUUUACUGACACUCCUGCAGCGGAGGUUUCAGGCUGUGUUUGGUUUUGACCAAAGCCUUAUCUUCUUGUAGCCACAUGCUUAAAGUAUGUUAACUAUCCAUUAUAGCUCAAAGUUUACAUUAUGUAACUCCUUGAAUAGUGAUACCAUCUUUGUACUAACCUGUAUGGUCAGCUUCUGCCUUUUGAGACCACACUAACACAAGGAUUACAUUUGAGCUGGACAGAUGCUGCAGUUAAAUUGGAAAUGUUAAACAUUGGAUCAAUGUAUGUUAUGAAUCAUUCCCUUAUACUUUGUGGGGGUGAACCAAAAUGUGAACUACUCUUGGUAGGUUGCUGCUAACUGACACAGACAGUUGCUAGCUAGUAUGUAUAUUAUAUAUAAAUAUUAUUGUGCCAGUAUCCUGGCCCUUACUGUUACUUGGGGCUGGCCAAACUGUGACUUGAUUGUGACAGGCCACACUGGUUCAUACUUGGUGUUAAGUUUGUCUUAAAUCUUGUAUAUUAUUUCAUGAGAAUUAAUACUUUGUCACAUUUCCAUAUGCCUCACCAAACAACAUGCACCAAAUUUUGUUGAAUGGGUGGUUCUUAUUACUCCCUACACAAAUGUUUACAGACAGUUUUCUUACCUUAUUAAUGUGAAUCACUGAGAAGUGUACACAUGAACUUGACACUGCAUUUUGAGUCUGAGCCAAAACAUUCCGCUUUUAUUCUGUUUAUUCUGACAUAGCAGUCUCAAGUGACAUAAUAGUCACUUGAUUUUUAAGCAGCUGCAGUGGGAACACACACAUACACUGUUUUUGUGGAGACUAGAUGACAGUCUGAGGGGUGGUCGAGCCCUGAUACACUAUAGAUUACAAAUGGAUAAUAUAAGCAAAUGUAUUGGCAGUUUUUUUCAUAAGAUACUCAAAAUCUGGGCAUUACUUAAAACCAACAUUAUUACAAACAAACUUUAAUAAUGCACAUUUUGUAGGCUACUGUCACUUAUAACACUACGACUACUAUCAUGCUAUAUGUUUAACUAUUGCCAGUGGCUCUGAAUGGUAGUAGGCUCUGGUUUCCUCCAACCUGUGGGCCUCUCAGGUUAAGUGUGUGAGGCAAAGGUGGAGUAGGGCCAAAGUGUUAGUAACUGGACCAUGACAAUAAACACAAUGACACUUAUCUGUUGCUGGGAUGACCCACAACUGUUUGAAUGUCUGUCAAGGCACUUUAAAGAUAUUGACCCACUGUUUGCAUGUGGGGCUGUUGGAAAUGUUUCUUUUUUAUAGAGUAUUAUGUGCUAUGAAAAUCAUAUAUGGGGGAAGUGGUUUUGAGGAGGAGACUUGUGAUUGUUUUUAUGAAUGAGUGGCAAGGGAACAGUCUCUGGUACAUUUCAGUAUUUUCUCUAUUGAGGCAACAUUACAGUGUUACAAAAUAUUAUGUAUGUUAGAGUCAUGCAAGUCUGUAAAUGUUAUCAUAUUGUUUUUCAUAUUUCAAAGUGUUUAUUAAUUUGCUGAUUUUGUACAUUCCAUACAUGUUCAUUCCUGUUAUAAAUAACACUUGUCUUAUGAUACGUAACAGGUUCAUCCCGUGAUUUCACACAGUUUAGAACAAACUUCACUUUCAAAUCUUGAUAAUCAACAAAUCACACAAAAUUGUUUUAUGUAAAGAAUAAUAAAUUGCCUUAGUCUUAUAGCAUACACUUUGUUUUGUGCCACAACUAUACAACACCUAUAGGAGUAAUGUUUGGGUGCCAUUGUAUUCAUCUGAAGUAUUUGGUAUAGAAUUACUGAGCUGUACAUAUUGCAUAUGCUUUGCAACAAUAAAAUAUCAACAAUAA
Molecule: messenger RNA, 3346 nt
Organism: Boleophthalmus pectinirostris (great blue-spotted mudskipper)
Lineage: Eukaryota; Metazoa; Chordata; Actinopteri; Gobiiformes; Gobiidae
Gene: chka
Product: choline kinase alpha
Exons: 12
Coding region: 216-1469 (417 amino acids)
Biological process (GO): phosphatidylethanolamine biosynthetic process; CDP-choline pathway
Cellular component (GO): cytoplasm
Molecular function (GO): choline kinase activity; ethanolamine kinase activity
Source: RefSeq, a predicted model, not a curated record